This is a messenger RNA of Lingula anatina, 1984 nucleotides long. Its product is annotated as flavin-containing monooxygenase 5-like. The record is from RefSeq and is a predicted model, not a curated record. Lineage: Eukaryota; Metazoa; Brachiopoda; Lingulata; Lingulida; Lingulidae. Gene Ontology annotation, molecular function: NADP binding; flavin adenine dinucleotide binding; N,N-dimethylaniline monooxygenase activity.
GUUUCAUUACGGCCAUGUAGAGAGCUUAUCUCUUAAACUAUCAGUAGCCGUGAUUACAUUGAAUGGGGUGAUCGAUAACUACUAGCACCAUCCUAUCAAACGAUAUCAUUUUGAAGUUUUGUUUGAAUGAAGGGAACGAAAUUGCCUUUGGAUUGACAGGAUUAUUUUUAGAAACUUUUGAAUUUUUGUAUUUUGUUGAAUUAUGUGUUACGCAUUAGUCCCCAUGAUGUGUGAAUUCCUAAUAACUCGUCGUUAAAUUAAAUUCGCUUCCUCAGUGUGCGUAAGGGACUACUUAAAACCAACCAAUUUACAAAGGGGUCCUUUUACAUAGAUGGAGAGUUCAUAUUUUGGCCCUCAGUAUCUACUGACGUGCCCCCCUUGACCAACUGUACAUGUACGUGAGUUAUAAAAUGAGUUCCAUGAUUCAGCGGAAACUAUCAGAAGAUAUCAGUUUUCACUAUGACAGCCGUUAUAUCAGGUUUACGUGCAGUUCGACCUUAAUCUAUAAUUUGCACAGCAAUGAUGAGAUUGCUAUGUUUGGCAUUUCAUUAAAUACACGAACUGUGCAUGUCUUAGCGCCAUGACCCGCAGAAGAAUUGCGAUCAUUGGAGCCGGCGCCAGCGGUUUGGUUUCAAUCAAAACCUGCCUGGACGAGGAUCUGGACCCCGUCUGCCUGGAGAGGACUGACGGCAUUGGCGGGCUAUGGCGGUACACGGACAACGCCGUAGAUGGCCAAGGCUGCGUCAUGAAGUCGACCAUCGUGAAUACCAGCAAGGAAAUGAUGUGCUUCAGCGAUUUCCCUGUGCCGAAGGAAUUUCCAAACUUCAUGCACAACACGCUGGUUCAAAAAUACUUCGACAUGUACUGUGACCAUUUUGAUCUCAGAAAACAUAUCCGUUUUAGGAAGGCAAUCCUUAACAUCAAACCCGCUAGCGAUUUCGUCUCGACCGGACAGUGGGACAUUGAAAUUAAAGACCUUCCAUCUGGAACCGUUAGUACCGAAACUUAUGACGGCGUAUUGAUUUGUACAGGUCAUCAUGCUUUCAAGAAUUCCCCGUCGUUCCCGGGACAGGAGGAGUUCCGAGGUCAGGUGAUGCACGCGCACGAUUACCGGACUCCAGCUGGAUUUGAGGGAAAGAAAGUCGUGGUCAUAGGAGCGGGCAAUUCUGGAGGAGACAUUGCUGUUGAACUAAGCAGGGUUAGGUCACAGGUCCUCCUUUCUACCCGAAGCGGAGCCUGGGUAUUUAACCGUCUAUCGUAUGAAGGUGUGCCUUACGACCUCUUAGACUAUCGCCGGAUCGUCUGGAAAAUCGUCGAUUGGAUGCCUGAAUCACUGAUCAACGCCUUGAUGGAAAGACGUCUAAACAACCGCUUUGACCAUGUGACAUACGGCAUCCAAUGCAAGCACCGUUUUCGCAGCGUCCAUCCAAUGACCAACGACGAGCUUCCAGGGUGUAUUGCGAGUGGGGGCGUGGUAGUCAAACCCAAUGUUAGUCGAAUACUAAAAACAGGCGUUGAAUUUGAUGACGGCACUGUGGAGGAGAAUGUCGAUGUGGUAGUCAUAGCAACUGGGUAUACCAUAGGGUUUCCUUUCAUAGACCAAAGUGUGAUUGGUGUCAGUGAUAAUCAGGUAAAUCUUUACAAGUAUGUCUUCCCGCCGGAUUUGGUGCACCCCACGUUGGCCGUCAUUGGUUGCAUUCAGCCCAUAGGAGCCAUUAACCCAAUAGCCGAGAUGCAGGCUAGAUGGGCUACCAAAGUCUUCAAAGGAGAACUAUCUCUACCAUCACGGGAAAAUAUGGUGGCCGACAUAGCUGACAAGAAGAUGCGGAUGCGCAAGCGCUACGCAGAAGGAGCACAUUACACCAUUCAGGUGGAUUAUGUUCCUUUCAUGGAUGAACUGGCUACACUUGUUGGAUGUAAACCAUCAAUAGGUAUGAAAUUUCAAUCAUUUCCUAGAAAUAAUNAGGGUCUCAAUGUAGCCUGA